Messenger RNA from Gasterosteus aculeatus aculeatus (three-spined stickleback), 6771 nucleotides. The record is from RefSeq and is a predicted model, not a curated record. Lineage: Eukaryota; Metazoa; Chordata; Actinopteri; Perciformes; Gasterosteidae.
CCCUCACACCGUCCUCUCUCCUCCGGAGCAGCGAGGCGCACAGAGACGCGACUCCGGCGCGCUGCAGCUCCUCCGCGUCUCCCCCUCUCUCUCCCUCUCCCAGCAAAAAAAACCAAGGCUCACUGUCUUCUCAUUGCCAGUGCUACCUGUGUGUGUUUGUUUUCUGUUUCUCUCUCCCCAUUCACCCCCAUUUUCCUCCCCCGUGCCGGCUCCCCUCAUGCCGCCGCCAAAGCGCCGGAUCCGGGGCCAUUUGUGACCGAGCCGCAGCGUGUGGAUGAACAUGGCGUGCAUCGGGGACGCGGACCCUUUCACCGCGGCGAUACCGGCCACCAAAGUUGAACUUACGGUCUCCUGCAGAAACCUCCUGGACAGAGACACGUUCUCCAAGUCUGAUCCAAGUAAUGUGCUGUACACUCCAGGAAUAGCCCACAGGGAAUGGAGAGAGUUUGGACGAACAGAGGUCAUAGACAACACCCUCAACCCCGACUUUGUGCGCAAAUUCAUCCUGGACUAUUUCUUCGAGGAGAGGCAGAAUCUACGCUUCGACCUGUACGACUUAGACUGCAAGAGCGACAACCUCUCCAAGCACGACUUCCUGGGUCAGGCCUUCUGCACGCUGGGCGAGAUAGUCGGCUCCCUGGGGGGCCGCCUGGAAAAACCUUUGAUCGGGAUCCCGGGGAAGAAAUGCGGCGCCAUCAUAGUGAGAGCAGAGGAACUGAGCAACUGCAGGGAGUCGGUGAUGCUGCAGUUUUGUGGCAACAAGAUGGACAAAAAGGACUUCUUCGGGAAGUCGGAUCCCUUUCUCGUCUUUUACCGCAGCAACGAAGACGGAUCGUACACCAUCUGCCAUAAAACAGAGGUGGUGAAGAACACACUGGAUCCGGUGUGGCAGGCUUUUAAAAUCCCUGUGAGGGCGCUGUGCAACGGCGACUACGACAGGAGCAUCAAGGUGGAGGUGUACGACUGGGACAGAGAUGGAGGUCAUGACUUUAUUGGCGACUUCAGCACCAGCUACAGAGAAAUGUCCAGAAGCCAGUCACAGUUUCACAUCUACGAGGUUCUAAAUCCAAAGAAAAAAGGAAAGAAGAAGAAAAAGUACCAAAACUCCGGAACGGUCACCCUCCUCUCCUGCCUCGUGGACACCGAGCUCUCCUUCCUGGACUACAUCCGAGGCGGGACUCAGAUUAACUUCACAGUGGCAAUUGAUUUCACGGCAUCAAAUGGCAACCCGUCCCAGCCCACCUCGCUCCAUUACAUGAGCCCGUACCAUCUGAACGACUACGCCAUGGCGCUGCGAGCCGUCGGAGAGAUCAUCCAGGACUACGACAGCGACAAGAUGUUUCCGGCACUGGGCUUCGGCGCCAAGCUUCCACCGGAUGGGCGGGUCUCGCACGAGUUUGCCCUGAAUGGCAAUCCACAGAACCCGUACUGCAGUGGUAUCGAGGGGGUGAUGGAGGCCUACUACCAGAGCCUCAAAUCUGUGCGUCUCUACGGACCCACACACUUCUCCCCCGUUAUCAACCAUGUGGCCAGGUAUGCGUCGGCGAUGACGGACGGCUCCCAGUACUUCAUCCUGCUCAUCAUCUCUGACGGCGUGAUCACGGACAUGGCGCAGACCAAGGAGUCCAUCGUCAAUGCCGCGUCUCUGCCCAUGUCAAUUAUAAUAGUCGGGGUCGGACCAGCGGAAUUUGACGAAAUGAUUGAGCUCGACGGGGACGAGGAGAGGAUCUCGUCCCAAGGACGAUACGCCGAGAGGGACAUUGUUCAGUUCGUUCCUUUCAGAGACUACAUUGACCGACGGGGUAACCACAUCCUCAGCAUGGCUCGCCUGGCUAAGGAAGUGCUCGCCGAAAUCCCGGACCAGUUCCUGUCCUACAUGAGGACCCGGGGGAUCAAACCCGGGCCCUUGCCCCCUCCGUACACCCCCUGUCCUCCGCCUGCUCUCCACCCUCUCCUCUGCAGACGGGUAAGCCGGAUCUAAAAGGCGGAGGUCCCCGCUUGGACGCCAUGUUGCACGGCCGGCAACGUUUGACGGGAUAACCCCGGGAUAACGCCGCGUGGGAUGCUUCCACUUUGUAUAGGAAGGAACUUCAAAGGGUUGGUGGCGGGGGGGUCUGAGAUCACCUACCUCCAGCAGGGAGUGUGGACAGGACGGACACGUACCCCCUUGAAGCCGUCAGACUGAAACACUGAUUCUGCUCUUUCUAUUUCCACUUCCUCUAUCUUUCACAAAAAUCGCUCAAUGUUGAAAUGUUUACAAAAUUGAGGAAUGGAAUGGAGCAUUUUUUUCAGGAGGAAAUUUGUACCAAUCAAUGUGAAAACCUUUCAGAUUCCUAUUUUUCGGCUGCAGAAACUGGAAGUCUUGACUUUGUAGAAAAAACAUUUUAGGCUCCGGUGCCACAUUCUUCAUUACAGAGCGUGUGUGUUUUUAUUUUAUUAUUAUUUUUAUAUAAAUGGAGCAUGUGCUAGUUUUAAGAGAAGCAUGCACUGUUGUCCUGCACUCAGGGCUUUGUCCCUCCCACACAACCCCCCCCCCCGUCCACCCUCCUUUACUAUCACCACCACUGCCAUGUUCCAUUAAGAAGCAACCCAUCACCCGAUAUCUUCCCACGCUCCUCCUUCCUCCUGCUCCGUCCACCGGCCUCGACUCGAAUGGCAGCCGUGCUCCCAGUGAGUCGGGUCACAUCAAAUGCAGCAGGGACUUGAACCAGCCUUUUACUCUUUUGCCAGAUAACGUUCACAGGCACCGUGUCCACAGUGGGCUCUGGAAAUGUGGAUCUCCAAGCCCAGAAGUCAAAAAUACACAUCUCACCACUGACGACUUUUUAUUUUAUUUCAUUUUUUUAUGUCGCUCUACCUCUCACUUUGUUUGAUAUUGCCCCCCAAAAAAUGUAUAACAACAAAAAUGUAUAAUAACAAAAUGUCGGUGUGUCAGUCAGUAGAGUGCACAGCUUUAAUUUUCUCACUUCAUGACGUUUUGGCCAAUCUGUACGUUUAGAAUGAAAGCACAGAUCAGGUGACUCACACCUUUGUGGAAGCAGCACACUGUGAACAUGGUCACAGAAAGAAGUUAACCAACCAAUGACUUGAUAUGAGUGGUGGCUGUGAGGCACAGUGGGGCUUUUCUUUUGGGGGGGGUUCCAUGUUGUCCAACAAUGUUGUACCUAAAAUCAGUUUUAUUCCCUGAAGGUUUAGUACAGUAGUCGGUUGCUAUUCACCUAGUUGAGGAAGUUGCCAGAAAAAAAAAAAAAAGGUUAAUGCAUCAACCACUUUUUAUAUAUUUAUCUAAAUAGAUAUCCUGUGUUGAUUGACAGCUUUGCCACCAGGUGGAAAGUCCAGUUAGCCACUCCGAGUGAGAUAAAGAAAAUGGUCAUUGUCCCGUGGCAGAGCCGAAACAAUUCUUAAAUGUAAUAUAACCAACAUUGGAGUCCAUGGUAACAGCAAACCACGAACGUUCCAGUGUCUACAGGUGUUGAGUAUUUGAUAUUCAAAACCUUGCUGUUCCUUUUUAAAACGGGGAAACGCUCCAAUCCAAACCAGGUACUUGCACUGCCACUUUCAGCCGAGGUUUUAGGGCGAAACUCUAAUGUGACCUUGCUGCUGUUUUUCCCGUUAAUGUGCACAUGAGAACUUCUCAGAGUGACUUCAAGCACAAGCCGUCUCCUGCCCACACAUCGGACUCUCUGCUGUAGAUGCUACCAGUGCUUCUUAGGGCCCCGUUCAGUCAAGGAGUCAACGUGAGAGAAGGUUUACAAUGGUUUUCUAAACUUAUGCCUCAAAGUCAUCUCACAUCUUAUCGACUUAUAAACGUGUAAAACAUUUUCUCAGAUAUUUAUACACUGUACAAAUGUUUGCCUUUUUCUUGUGUAUCGGUCAAUAUACUGUGUGUGUACUGCUACUUCUCGACUGAUGAUAUAGGUUUUGUACUGAGGCCUGUAAUCAUAUUUAAAUCAUGACUAGCAGGCCUUAUUCAUGUUUAUACAUAAGUUAUUCAUAUUUAAAUCAUGAACGACAGGCCUGUAUUUUUUAUAAGCUAAUGGUUAGAUUAUAUUGUUUCAAAGUAGACCAGGUGAUUCACUACGUAGCAACAUUCACCUGCCGAAUUUGCCACCUUGUGGAAGGGAAAGCCCUGAUGUUUUGAAGUGGGGUUGAUUGAGGUGCUCAUUGAGUGGAUGUCGACUGUCGACAGCAUCAAAGUAUUUUAGCCUUUUAAAAAAAGACAACGUCAGUUUAAGCGUGUGCUAUAAUUAGAUUAUUUUCACUGCUAUGACUCUCAGUGAGACAGUCCUUUGUGACAGAGAAGUGGAGCUGUUGCAUAAUCAGUCAUUUUAGUUUCUGUGUGUUAUUAAUUCACUCUGGAACUAAAUCUUUACACCAAAGUCCCAGAAUAACACAGACCGGGUUACCACCUCCACUGGUUGGGUCACCUGCUGUUUGAUUCACUGACUGUGUAAAAGCACCUAAUGCAACCCUACGUCAAAUAUUGCGAACGUUCCCUCUAAGAAUAGCGUCUCAUUUUUGGCCUGAAACUAAGUCCGAAAACGCUGGUUAUUCAUUUUGACCGAACAGUGUACCUCAGUGUGGGGACGCGUGGUCUGGUAGAUUGUGUACUCUUUUGUGUUGUUGUCUAGUGGCGGAUUGCACAAUGUAGCACUGGUCUCACAUCGGGGAUUUAAAGUGGAGCAAAACCAGACUGAGCCAGAUCGGUCCAGAUCAGGCAGUAAGUCUUUUUUUCUAUAUUGUGUAUAUAUUGUGCGUAUGCUUUCUGGAGAGUUGACUUCUAGCAAACUGCCAAGACUCUGUGACUCUCCUCCUAAAACACAAGGCAGGGCCUUUCAUUUAUUCAUCACGACGCAAUGUCAACUUCAUCUCACACCAUCACUCUCGUAUAUACACUGUACAUCCAGUAGGCCUACAUGUAUUUAUAUAUGAAACAUGCAUGACGCUUACAUAACAAGGCCAGGGUUGAAUGAAGGGCUUUUAUUUUUCUGCUUGUUUUCUCAGAGAAUACAGGGGUUUCACAGACGUGACAUCUUUAGGUCGAGGAUGCAAAGUAUUUCUGAGAAUUUCUGAAUUGAUUGUACAGUAAUCUGUUCUGAGAUCAAGGAUCAUUUUGGCACUAAAAUCCCCGCCGAGACCCUGCUUUGGUGAUUCCCGAUUGUUUGUUACAAAUUGCAGCAAAGUAGUGGAAAUGUUCCCCAAAACAUUUACCAAAUGUGACCCAUAAACCUGAUGAUAAACGGUAUUGACAAUUUGACCGUUGACCGAGCUUCGGCCCCAUCACCAUGUCAAGCUAGAAGCUAGCAGGUGCCAAUUAGCUUAGUCGGUAGCAAAUCAAGCUAAAGUUAGCGAUUAAAAAAAAAGGCCUACUUGAUAAACCUUUUAAUGUUUUCAGCUCACUUCUUUUUCAACAAGAAUCUCGUUGAGUGUAUUGAAGGUUUUGAACGUGCAAUUGAAGGCUGACGGCCUAAAGACGAAAGCUAACCGCUAACAGGCAAGCGGUUCAAUCUACCCGACAUGGGAGUGAAGAAACAGCAUUUGUCUAUAAGAUACUAUGAUGAGGAAAAGUGUCCAAUCAGCCUGCUAAUUGGCUGUUUGGCUGCUAAUCCAACAUUUAGAAUCAGUCCUCAUCAGAGAGACUAACAGAUGCGUUUAGCUGGCGUGUUGUUAUCUCGAAUAACAUUGUUGGAAUGGUUUGAGCGUAAACGUCCCCAAAUUCAAUCUGAUAUCUUGUAACCCAAAGGAACCGAAAAGAUCCGCCCCGUAGAGGGAUUGGGAAACUCAGCCACAUCACACGCCGACGUGACCCUUGUUAUUAUUCUAUGUUGUGCAGAAUGAAUAUGUGUGAAAUCCCUGUUCCUCCUCGUCUGUGUUGGAGAGACAAUCAAAAGCAUUUAUCAUUGUGUAGGAGAAAACACAACAACAACCAACAAGCUUAAAGGAAGUCAGCACGGCGUCUUAACCUUCACGCGGCCAACGUUGUAAACUGUACCUUUGUAAUAAUAACAAAGUGGUUUAAUUGAAUGCUUGUGAUGAAUAUCCUGUUUUACUCUUGAUGUUUAUUUGGAGGGGAAGGGAGGGGGGGGUGUUGUAGCAUGCAUUAAGUUUGCACGUGAAGAUUUCUUUUUCUAUCAAAGAUGAAUCAGUGGGUUUAAAAAUAAUAAUCGUUAUAUGACGUCUUUAUGUGUUAAUUCUGACAACUUUUUUGCCUUAAAAGUCUCACUGAUCAAUUUUGGAAUUAUUUAACGCCUUCGGAUGUUUCUUUUGAAGACUUUUUCUUUUCUUUUUAGCUUUGAGUUUGGUGCCCUCAUGCACAGCCACUCAACACACUUCAUCUCUUGGCAUUGUUCUCUCAGACCCAUUGGUUGAAGUGAUGUGAAGAGGGACAAUGAUCCGAAAGGGAAGAACAAGAAACUGGGCUGUCUCCAUUUCAACAAAGGGACAGAAUCAUUGAGCUGAGGGUGUUAUUUAAAGUUACAACCAACCCCAAUUUUAUCAUGUACUCAAACCAGCAAACUCGUCGCUACAUUUUUCAUCAGCCGGCCACAAUGUGAUUCAUGGCUUCUGCAUGAUGCUUGUGAAAAAUUUGUGGAUGGAUUUGCCCAUUGAUGAAAAAUAUGUACUAAAUAUAAUUUCAUGGGGUUAGUUAUAUUGUAAGACAGCACAGGUUUUACUGUUCCAAUAGAAAAUAUGGAAGCCACUAAAGAUUUAUUUCAAAUGACUAUUUCUGUAAGAAUUCAAGUCUUUAAAUAAAAAUUCAUAUCAAACUUU